Trichoderma reesei QM6a is the source of this 4323-nucleotide messenger RNA. RefSeq lists its product as uncharacterized. The annotation marks the transcript as partial. Gene Ontology annotation, biological process: transmembrane transport. Gene Ontology annotation, cellular component: fungal-type vacuole; membrane. Gene Ontology annotation, molecular function: ATP hydrolysis activity; ABC-type peptide transporter activity; ATP binding. NCBI's taxonomy places the organism in Eukaryota, Fungi, Ascomycota, Sordariomycetes, Hypocreales, Hypocreaceae. The transcript is spliced from 2 exons. The record is from RefSeq and is a predicted model, not a curated record.
AGGUCCAAGGCAUCCUCCAUCAAAUGGCCCUACGAAGUCGCGUCGCAGGCCACCCGCAUCGCCUCGCUGGUCUUCUUGAUCGUGGCUCUGGUUCAGGGGCGGGUGCAUCUGCUCAAUGUCGUUGCUGUUGCUUACGCCUUUGUCCUCGGCCUGCUCCGUCCCCUCAGUAACGAUCUUGCUUGGCGCCAUCUGAUUCUUCACCAAGUCAACUAUGUUCUCACCGCCACCUUCUUCGUCCUUGUGGCCGCACAGCUGCUCCCUUGCAUCCAGAUCGACACCGACCAAUGCAUUGCAGAUGUCGGCGUAAUUGGCUUCGUGUCGUCGCUGGGCGCAUCUGUCGUCGUCGCCUUGAUCACGCCGCGAGAGUGGGUUCCGCCAACCAUCAAGCACGAAAUUCCAGGCUACACCGAGCAGAAUGAAGAACCCGCCCCGGAGGAAACGUGCAGCUGGUUCAACUACUACUUCACCUAUGAGUGGCUGACGCCUCUCGUGUGGAAGGGCACCAGACGAAAGCUUGACAUGUCUGGCAUCCCCACGCUCGCUUGGUACGACGAACCAAUGUAUCUCCUCCAGAGGAUUCAACGGGCCCGCGCCGUGUGCAGAAAGACGCUGUGGACAGCAUUAAAGUUUCAGCGCAGGGAGUUGUUGCUCAUGGCCACCUGGGCCGCGGCCGCUUUCACCAUGGAGAACGUCUCCCCGUACGGCAUGUAUCGCCUUCUCGACUACAUUGCCAACCCCAGCGCUGCGCAAUACCAUCCGUUCCUGUGGCUUAUUCUCAUGUUCGUCGGACCCCUGUCCCGGUCCGUCUUGUUCCAGCAGUACGUCUUCAAUUCCACUAGACUGAUCGUGCGAGUAAAGUCCGCCAUGACCCAGGAGCUGUACCACAGAGCUCUGGCGUCAAUGGAGCUGGAAGAGGAUCCCUUUGACACCAAGGGGGGGAAUGCCACCAAGGAGAAGGAGGCCCAGGCUCAGAAAUCGACUUCUGCCGGACGCCUAGCGAACUUGAUGGCCGCCGACGUGGACGCUGUCUAUCGCGCACGAGAUGUCAUCUUGGUAUCUGCGGGUGUGCCGGCCGGCACCAUCAUCUCCCUCUUUGGCCUGUACAGGAUGAUGGGCUGGGUGUCCCUCGUGGGGACGGCCAUCUUGCUUUUGGCGACGCCCAUUUCCGUUUACAUGGGACGUCGGAUGUAUGGCGCACAGAGGCGGGUGAGGAAAGCCCAGGAUACGCGCAUCUCUCUCGUUGCUGAAUACCUAGCUUCCAUCCGCGCCAUCAAGUACUUUGCGUGGGAGGACCCCAUCACAGACCGCAUCAUCGGGGCCAGGGCGGCCGAACAGAGGGAGCUCUGGCGGGUGGCCGUCCUGCAGACCAUGGUCAACCAAGUCACGCAGUGUUUUCCGUACAUUGGCCUCCUCGUCAUGUUUGGACUGCACGUCGGCGUAGAAAAGCAUCCCCUUGACGCCUCCACUGCCUUUACUGCUGCCUUCCUUGUGAAGAACAUCCGUAGAAACAUCAUGAUGGCCAGUGCAUUCUCAAGGAACUUUGCUGCCGCGAGCGUCGCCUUUAGCCGGCUCGACAAGUACUUUAAUAGCACCGUGCCCCUUGUCCGGUACCCUGUUGGGCCACUCAGGAUCGAAGGCGCUUCGUUCCGCCGAAACAAAAAGGCCACAUUCCGCCUUGAGGACAUCUCGCUAGAUUUUGUCGAAGGCGGUCUCAAUGUCAUUACUGGCCAGAGUGGCAGCGGGAAGAGUACCCUACUGCUUGCGAUCCUCGGCGAGACGCAUCUAGAAGGCGGCAAGGUCACUGCACCCAGUGACAUCGCAUUCGCUUCACAGUCUGCUUGGCUUCAGAAUGAUACCAUCCAGGCCAACAUCCUCUUCCAAAGCCCAAUGGAUCGUGCUCGAUACGACAGGGUCAUCGAGGCCUGCUGUCUCAACAUCGACCUCAAGGAGCUGUCAGAUGGCGACCAGACCGUCGUAGGUGAGAAUGGCACGUCCUUGUCCGGGGGGCAAAAGGCCAGAGUUGCCCUAGCCAGAGCGCUCUACUCCACGGCAUCUCUCCUGCUUCUGGACGACAUAUUUUCUGCUCUCGACGCCAAGACGUCGGCUGGCGUUUGGAAACACUGCUUCUGCAGCGAUUUACUCAAAGGCAGGACCGUCGUUCUCGUCACUCAGGUACCCUGGAUCUCCUCGCAGGCAGACUUUUCUGUUCUUCUCGAGAGAGGUCAAGUCAAGAGCGCCGAACACAACAUUGGCGUAGUGCGUAGACCGAUUCAGAUUGCAGAGAUCCUCGGAGGAGACGACGAUGACAUCGAGACCGAAACAGUCCAAACAGGGACGGAAACGCCCCCUGAACCCGAUCUGCAAUCCAGCGGAGAUGCUCUGAAUGACCCGGCAAAGGUGGCUACCGAAACAUCGGCAAAAGACAUUGUCAAUCAGGAAAUGAAGGCGUCGGGCAAGGUUGGCCGGCUGGCGUCUCUCGAAUACAUGCGAUACUUUGGACACCCGCUCUUUGCCGUCUUUUGUCUGCUCGGCCUCGCCGGUUCCAACGUCUUCUUCUUUGCGUCCAGCUACUGGAUGGGCAUCUGGGUCGAGGCCUACAACAACAAUGCCCACGUGGACAUUGCCUACUACAUGGGCAUAUACGCCGCCUUGACUUUUGCCGAGAUCAUCUCGUUUGGCUUCGUCAUCAUCGCGUUCGAAUGGGGCGCGUGGCGUGCAGGCCGCAAGCUUCACAACGACUUCAUCCGCGCGGUCAUGAGGGUGCCCCUGUCGUGGUUCAAGACGAUCCCCAUUGGCCGCAUCACCAACCGCUUCUCUGGCGACAUGGCCUCGAUCGACUCGGGGCUCAGCUCCAUGCUCCGGGUGACGUUUGACUCCAUCAUGAUGCUGUUCGCCCGCAUCGCCGCCGUCAGCUCCAUCAUGCCCAUCUUCAUGAUACCCGCCUUCUUCACCUGCAUCUUUGGUGUUGUGGUCGGCGAAAUGUACACGCGGACGGCCGUCAUCAUCAAGAGGCUGGCUUCGUCGGCGCAGUCGCCCGUCUUCUCCCAGUUUGCCGACACCCUGGCCGGCCUGCCCAUCAUCAGGGCCCGGGCGGGUAUGAGCGAGACCUUUGGCCAUGAGCUGGCCGCCAAGCUGCGCGUGUGGUCGGCCGCGGCCGAGGCCAACUACAACUGCAACCGUUGGGUGGCCAUGAGGGUGGAUUUUGUGACUUCCCUGGUCGCCCUUUUUGCCGGCAUCAUUGCGCUCUCCAAGGUUGGCAUUGUUGGCGCCGGUCUGGUUGGCUUUUCGCUCAACAACGCCAACGGACUCAGUCAGACCAUUCUCAUGCUUGUGCGGGCCAUGAACGAUCUCGAGGUGGAGAUGCAGAGCUUCCACCGUGUCAAGGAAUACGUCAAGCUGGAGCCCGAAGGGAAGGACGAUGUCACUUACCCCGAGGAAGGGCAGUUUGCGGACGACGAGAGCCAUGUCAUUCCCAAGAACUGGCCCAGGUCGGGCGAGAUUGAGUUCCGCGACGUCACCAUCCGGUACGAUCCCGAUGGGCCCAACAUUCUCACGGAUGUCAACCUCAAGUUCAAGGCCGGAGAGCGAGUCGCCGUCGUCGGGCGGACGGGCUCUGGCAAGAGCACUCUGGUUCUCUCUCUCUUGCGGUUUACGCACAUUGUCUCUGGGCAGAUAUUAUACGAUGGGAUUGAUAUUUCCAAGAUUCCUCGACGCAGAUUGCGUGAGGCCCUCACAAUCAUCCCCCAGGAGGCGACCCUGUUCAACGGAACUGUGGAGUCCAACCUUGAUCCUACCGGGCGCGUCCCCAAGGAGAUUCUCGAAAAGGCGCUGGAGAACUGCAAGGGCAUCGCCUCCUUCUCCAGCGACGAUUCCUCCGACGAGACCGCUGUCGACGGCGCAGACGACGGCUCCGUCCGCGGACAAUCUCAGGGCAUUUCUCUAUCGACGCCGGUGGACGCCCGCGGAGAAAACUUUUCGCACGGACAGCGCCAGGUCUUGUCGCUCUGCCGCGCGCUCAUCCGGCAGAGCAAGCUGAUGCUGCUGGACGAGGCCACGGCGAGCAUGGACUAUGAAACGGACAAGGGCAUCCAGCAGGUUCUCCGCAACGAGCUUGAAUCUGCAGGUGGGGAUCGUACGCUCGUGACGAUUGCGCAUCGCCUGCGGACUAUUAUUGAUUAUGAUACCGUUGUUGUGAUGGGUGCUGGCAGAGUAGUAGAAUAUGGGUCUCCGCGAGAUUUAUACCGCUCCAAGGGCUUGUUUUAUGACAUGAUAUACCACAGUGGAGAGAUGGAGGAGCUGGAGGAGUUGUUGAAGGAGAGCUAA